Alternaria ventricosa is the source of this 1917-nucleotide messenger RNA. RefSeq lists its product as uncharacterized. Gene Ontology annotation, molecular function: ATP-dependent H2AZ histone chaperone activity. NCBI's taxonomy places the organism in Eukaryota, Fungi, Ascomycota, Dothideomycetes, Pleosporales, Pleosporaceae. Gene Ontology annotation, cellular component: Swr1 complex. The coding region runs from base 1 to 1917 and encodes 638 amino acids. The record is from RefSeq and is a predicted model, not a curated record. The transcript has a single exon. Gene Ontology annotation, biological process: chromatin remodeling.
AUGUCUGAGCCCCGACGCUCGACGAGGGCGCGCGCUCGCGACGACGCCGCCCCCGCUGCCCCCGAGACGCCCAACGACAAGCCCGCCAAAGCCGCCAAAGCCGCCUUGAAGCGCAAACGGACCAGCCUCGCCGUCAAAGACUCGGCGCCCUCGACGCCCGUUGCUGAGGGCGCGCCGCUGCCCCCACGACAAACACUCCCCCUCCAGCUGGUCGACGGCGCGCCUCUGCCCACACUGCGCGAGCCACAGCCCCUCCAUCUUCCCUCGAGCGAGUGGCAGACGAUCCAGCAGAGCCGCGUCCUCGAGACGUCCUUCGAGCGCUCCAAGGCCGUCUGGCUGUCUGGCGCCAACUUCCGCACCUUCCAUGCCCACUUCAACCAGCCCAAGAAGCUGGCCGACCGGACGGAUGAGGACAAGGCCAGGACGGCGAGGCAGAAGGAGCUGCUCAAGAACUUUCCCCCGGUCGGUGCCGAUCGGGUGAGCGUGAAGCUCGUCAUAGAGCCGCACACAUUGCCUAUCCGCCUCUAUGGCCCGCGCGAGGUGGGCAAGCCAGCCCAGAAAAAGGCUCCCGUGCCAUCGCCGUAUGCUCCCUGGCCAAAUCACAACCAGCCCAAUCAACACACCAAAUACCAGGGUGGCCAGCCGAUACAGCAGAAACCUCAUCCACGCCCACCGCAGCCUCUCAAGCCUGUUCAGGCCGCGCCUGCGCCCCAGGCUCCCGCAGCCCCCGCCCCCGAUCCCGUCAUACACAUGCUUGCCGCGAGAGCAGGCACAGAUCCCGAGCUGAAGGCUGUCAUGAAGAUAGUCGCAGCUGGCUCGGCAACUAAGGAACAGCUCGAGUUCUUCCAGACACACAUCAACGAAUUGACGGCGAUCCUGGCGAGGCAGAAGGAGGAGAAAACGCCCAAACCAACUCCGCCAACGCAACCCCCCAAACCCACGCCACCGCCGCCGCCUCCAGCACCGAAGCAAACAGCUCCCCCUCCGCUUCCCCGCCCAGUCCAGCCAGUCCAGCAACCUCUGCAGCCCAGCACGCCCAAGCCGUACAGUCCGGUCCCGCCACAUGGACAGAUGCAGCAACCCUCGCCGACACAACAGCCAUAUCCACCCUAUGCGAACAACUUUAGCAAACCGCCGCAAUACCACCCACCGCCGCAGCUAUCCACCUACAAUCCACCCCCGAGGACAACAUAUCGCCCGUUAGUCUUCAGUUUUGUCCAUGGCAGCGAAGACAAGUUUUACUUCCCUUCGUAUAGUUUCAUGGAAUGGCUUCCCAAUGGCACAGGCGCAAAGCUGUCCUUCCUCAUCACCAAGAUGAAGCCAAAGCCUGAUCCUGUCGUCAAACCACCGUCUACCUCCGUUCAAAAGUCAAUCCCGACGCCGAUUCCGACUCUCGGUACUGCGACCAGUGCUAUGCCUGGCGCACCCCCACCGAAUGCCAUCAUACCGACACCCAGUCCCACAAACCCUGCUUUUGCGUCGAUACAACCUACCGCAUCAGCCCCCUCAGCAACCUUCGUGCCGCCUAAACCACCCCAGCGGAUCGAAGAUUUCGACGAGAUGAACGAGAUAGACAACAUUGAAUUCUACCAACCGGUCACUGUCCUUCUACUAAUCGAGCACGAUGAAGGCGACGAAAUCGCAAGCGCCUUGCCGCGCUCGAUACGACCACCGCAUGUCGUGGAGAAAUACAUGAACGAGGUGUUUGACAAGUGCAAAAGAGCAGAAGAGACGUACCUAGCCUUCAGACUGCCGAGAGACGGUGAUGAGUUGCCAGAGAAGAGGAUUAGGAGCGGCGACGUGACGCCUGCGGUCGCGACGCCGACUCAGGACGUGGCCAUGGGGGGGAUCGGUGGGUCUGCCAGUAGUAUGGCAGAAAAGAAGAAAGCUGGACGGCCUAAGAGGAGUCUUGUAUGA